AUGCCAGGCAUCGUCCUCAUCGGCUUGCCGGUCUCCGUCAUUCUCCUACUCCUCUGGCACACGGACGGCGGCAUCCCCAGCCUCAGAUCGUCAGCUCAGGUGCCAACACCAAUAGACUGGAAGACAGAAUCAUCAGAUUACUACUUUUGGAAGACCGUCACGGUGCACAACCCGGCCCCGCAGCCGCUCCGUCCCCUCCCAACGUCGCCAUCCGUCCGCUUCCCCCAGGUCCAGGCGACUUUCCCCCACGAAUCAAGCGACCACCGCCGCGUUCGUGAAGAGCGUCAACAAACAGUGAAAGCCGCUUUUUCCAAAGCCUGGGCUUCGUACAAGGCGCACGCAUGGCUCUCCGACGAACUCACCCCUGUGUCGGGCUCGCGCCGCAACACCUUCGGCGGCUGGGCCGCCACUCUCGUUGACUCCCUCGACACGCUCUGGAUCAUGGGCAUGAAGGAGGAAUUCGCCGACGCCGUCACCGCUGCCGAGACCAUCAACUUCACGAUGACCGACCUCCAGGAGGUUAACGUCUUUGAGACUACCAUCCGCUACCUGGGCGGCUUCCUCUCCGCCUUUGACCUCAGCAACGACGUGCGCCUUCUUCGCAAGGCUGUCGAGGUCGGCGAGAUGCUCUACAAGGCCUUUGACACACCCAACAGGAUGCCCAUCACGCGCUGGAAGAUUAAAGACGCCAUCGACGGCAAGGAGCAGUCCACGCCGAACGGCGAGCUCGUGGCUGAGAUUGGAUCAUUAUGCAUGGAGUUCACCCGCCUCUCCAUCUUGACCGGCGACCCAAAAUGGUGGGACGCAACGCAGCGAAUCAUGGAAAUCUUUGAGGCGCAGCAGAACAAGACCAAGAUCCCGGGCUUGUUCCCACUCGUCGUCAACCCAGAGAAGAAGAUCUUCUACGAAGGCGACGACUACACCCUUGGCGCAAUGGCAGACUCCCUCUACGAGUAUUUCCCCAAGAUGUCCGCCCUUGUCGGCGGCCGCAGCGAGAUGUACCGCACCAUGUGGGAAACCGCUGUUGAGCCCAUGAUCACCCACAACCUCUUCCGGCCCAUGACGCCGGCAAACGACGACAUCCUCAUUGCGGGCCAGGCGCACGCCCGCGACUCCGGUGUGGAGCUGGAGCCCCAGGGCCAGCACCUCGUCUGCUUCCUCGGCGGCCUCUUUGCGCUCGGCAGCAAGCUCUACGGCCGUGCGUCCGAGAUUGACGUCGCGAGGAAGCUCGUGGACGGGUGCAUCUAUGCUUACAAAGUCUUCCCGCACGGCAUCAUGCCUGAGACGUUCUACAUGGUCCCCUGUCCCUCCAAGGAAGAGUGCGCGUGGGACGAGUCCCUGUGGAAGAAGCACGUCAAGCAGCGCAACGACAAGGGGGAUGACGUCGACCAGAUCAUCAAGGACGAGAAGCUUGUCAAGGGGUUCUCUGAGGUGCCAGACCGGCGGUACAUCCUCCGCCCUGAGGCCAUUGAGAGCGUCUUUGUGAUGUACCGCACCAGCGGCGACGCGGCGCUUCUUGAGUCCGCGUGGGACAUGUUCACGUCCAUCGACAACGCGACGAGCACCGACCUCGCCAACACUGCGGUGUGGGACGUGACGGCGAAUGGAAAGCCGCCGGCGAGCGAUUCCAUGGAGUCGUUUUGGAUGGGCGAGACGCUAAAGUACUUCUACCUCAUCUUCAGCGAGCCGGGACUCGGAUGA
This is a messenger RNA of Colletotrichum aenigma, 1701 nucleotides long. RefSeq names its product Endoplasmic reticulum mannosyl-oligosaccharide 1,2-alpha-mannosidase (gene Man1b1-0). Gene Ontology annotation, biological process: carbohydrate metabolic process; N-glycan processing. Gene Ontology annotation, molecular function: calcium ion binding; mannosyl-oligosaccharide 1,2-alpha-mannosidase activity. The coding region runs from base 1 to 1701 and encodes 566 amino acids. NCBI's taxonomy places the organism in Eukaryota, Fungi, Ascomycota, Sordariomycetes, Glomerellales, Glomerellaceae. The record is from RefSeq and is a predicted model, not a curated record. The transcript has 2 exons. Gene Ontology annotation, cellular component: Golgi membrane; endoplasmic reticulum.